ACAUCUAAUACCACAUCUUGUCCGUUCACUUGCUGCGUCUCGCAGCAUCAAGCCGAGGGAAGCUGGCCUUCGCGGCAUCAUUUGGUUCUACAAACGCGUAAUUUUCUAAACCACCUGUUUUAAACCCCCAUCAGCUUUCAUAAUCCAACAAUGCUCGCCGGCAUACUGCUACCUGUUCUGAGCUUGAUGGGCGGGGCCCUCGGCGUACCUGUUGAGCCCGUUGACAAAAUAUUCGUUCGUCGUGGAGAAGUCGGACACGACAAGCUGAGCCCCAGUCCGCAAAAAGUACAGGACAAUGCCGUGGGCGAAGCCAUUGCGAGGUUCAACCCACUUCUCCACGUCGCCCACGGGUGCCAACCGUACACCGCGGUUGACGAUGCCGGCAACACAAGUGGCGGACUCAAACCCACCGGCAGCUCAGAUGGAGGCUGCAAAGACACAAGCAAGGGCCAGACCUACGCCAGAGGAGCAUGGCACAAUGGCAAAUACGCAAUCAUGUACGCCUGGUAUUUCCCCAAAGACAUGCCCAAUGACGGCGUGCCCGUCGGCUCGCAUAGGCACGACUGGGAAAGCCUCGUCGUCUGGCUCAACAAUCCUUCGGUCGCAAACCCGGAGAUCCUCGGCGGAGCGGCCUCGGGGCAUGGCGACUUCAAACCUACAACGAGUCCGCAGCGGGAGGGCGACAGCUUGAAGAUCGAGUACUUCACGCAGGGAAUUCUCAACCACGAAUUGCAGUUCUCCGCCACGACCGGCCGGACGUACCCGGUCCUCGACUGGGAUGCCAUGAGCGCGACGAUGCAGACUGCUCUAAACGACGCAGACUUUGGCGACGCCAAUGUGCCGUUCAAGGACGAAAACUUUGUCGAAAAUCUUGAGGAAGCUUUCGUCUAGAUCACAUAGCUUCUGUCUACGUCUCGUGACGUUAUUGCUAAGGAAACAGAUGGCGAACCAGACGCCAGUUCAUAUGUUCUUCACCGUACAUAUCCAAUCUUGUGUAUUCAUCUCUGAUUGCACAGAGAGAGUUCAUAACUUUGUUUCUAAGAAGAUGGUUUAAUCAUUUGAACAUGAAUAAAACAAUCACGAGGCGUUUAUGCCCAGAGAUCUGAAGGGUGUAAUAUUUCCUCGGUGAUUUAUUAUUGAAUCCGUGAUGCAUGACGC
This is a messenger RNA of Colletotrichum destructivum, 1158 nucleotides long. RefSeq names its product Putative necrosis inducing protein. The record is from RefSeq and is a predicted model, not a curated record. Bases 151 to 891 code for a protein of 246 amino acids. The transcript is spliced from 3 exons. Lineage: Eukaryota; Fungi; Ascomycota; Sordariomycetes; Glomerellales; Glomerellaceae.